Protopterus annectens (West African lungfish) is the source of this 2684-nucleotide messenger RNA. It is a transcript of the gene SUFU, whose product is annotated as SUFU negative regulator of hedgehog signaling. Bases 42 to 1517 code for a protein of 491 amino acids. Gene Ontology annotation, molecular function: transcription factor binding. The transcript has 12 exons. Gene Ontology annotation, cellular component: nucleus; cytoplasm. NCBI's taxonomy places the organism in Eukaryota, Metazoa, Chordata, Ceratodontiformes, Protopteridae. The record is from RefSeq and is a predicted model, not a curated record.
UGCUUACAAACGCACCGCAGUAAUCUUUGGACCGCAAAUGUAUGUAUAAAAAAUCGCCAGGAAGAGUUUUUGGAUUUGAAGAGUUUAGAAUUCCCGACAUGGAGGAAUUGCGGCCUAGUGGUGUGGGUACUGGUUCUUCAUGGUUAGUUUUUCCCCCGGGUUUGCAUGCUAUUUACGAUGAAUGCAGACGGUUAUAUCCAGAGCAGUCCAAUCCGCUGCAAGUCACGGCUAUUGUCAAGUAUUGGUUGGGUGGACCAGAUCCUUUGGACUACAUUAGUAUGUACAGGAAUCUUGGAAGCCCCUCGCAGACUGUUCCGGAACACUGGCACUAUGUUAGCUUUGGACUCAGUGAUUUGUAUGGUGAUAACAGAGUACACGAACUUACAGGUCUUGAUGGUCCCAGUGGUUUUGGAUUUGAGCUAACAUUCCGAUUAAAACGUGAAUCUGGAGAAAGUGCCCCUCCAACUUGGCCUGCUGAAUUAAUGCAAGGACUAGCCAGAUAUGUCUUUCAGUCAGAAAACACUUUCUGCAGUGGUGAUCAUGUUUCAUGGCACAGUCCUUUGGACAGUAGUGAGUCUAGAAUCCAGCAUAUGCUUCUGACUGAAGACCCUCAACUUCAACCUAUACAGACCCCCUUUGGAGUUGUGGCUUUUCUACAGAUUGUUGGCAUCUGCACUGAAGAACUGCAGGCAGCACAGCAGUGGAAUGGCCAGGGCAUUUUGGAGCUGUUAAGAACUAUACCUGUAGCUGGAGGACCUUGGCUGAUAACUGAUAUGAGGAGAGGGGAAACAAUAUUUGAGAUUGAUCCACAUUUGCAAGAGCGAGUUGAUAAAGGCAUCAAGAUGGAUGGGUCAAACCUGAGUGGAGUGAGUGCUAAAUGUGCGUGGGAUGAUCUCAGUCGUCCACCAGAAGAUGAAGAUGACAGCAGGAGUAUCUCCAUUGGGACACAACCUCGGCGUUUGUCGGGUAAAGAUACAGAACAAAUCAGAGAAACACUGAGAAGAGGUUUGGAAAUGAAUAACAAACCAGUCUUGCCUCCUAUCAGCAGUUCACGACAGAGUGGCAUGAAUCAUGACCGAGUGCCGAGUCGUAAAGGCAGUUUAGAGAGCGAGGGUUCGACAGCCGUUGUGCCCCAUGAGUUAAUUCGUACUAGGCAGCUUGAAAGUGUUCACCUUAAAUUUAACCAGGAGUCUGGCACACUUAUUCCACUCUGCCUAAGGGGUAGACUUUUACAUGGACGACACUUUACAUACAAGAGCAUCACAGGUGACACUGCAAUCACAUUUGUGUCUACAGGAGUAGAAGGAGCUUUUGCCACAGAGGAGCAUCCUUAUGCAGCACAUGGGCCAUGGUUACAGAUCCUACUAACAGAAGAAUUUGUCGAAGAAAUGCUUGAAGAUUUAGAAGAACUGACUUCUCCAGAGGAACUUAAACUUCCAAAGGAGUACAGCUGGCCUGAAAAGAAGCUUAAGAUUUCUAUAUUACCAGAUGCAGUAUUUGACAGCCCAUUGCAGUAAAUAAGAGCUAUAUUGCCUUCAGGAUGGACAGCUGGGAGAACCACAUUACACUGCAGUGACUCACACUUCAGCUGUUGCAGUAAAAAAAAAAAAAACAGUGACAGCUGAUUCCUCUGUGUUUGGUGCGGCUCAUUUGCUUAGAUAUUUUAGUUGGAAAAUCCUUGAAUUUGUCGCAGUGGUAGUCACCUCCUGCACUUUAACUUGUAGCGUUGAUGUGGGAUUUCUUUAAAUCUAAGGCUGUUGUCUUCAUGAAGAAAAUGUGUGACUAAUCCUAUGCUGACAACUUUCAUGAACACAUUCAGGGGAAAAAAGAGUGAUAUGAAAUACUUCAGUAAAAUUAUUCAUUCUAGAAUGCUAUGUCUGUUAAGAACAAAGCAGUAGUAGGAGAUGCCCAAAACUGUAAAGGGGGUUGCAGUUUGUUUUUAUUCCAUCCAUGCUCAAGUAUUUCCUUUUUUGGAACUACAGCAAUUUUGUUACUUGUUUGCACAGGCUAUCAUUUCAAUCUAAAUAAUCUGUUCAUCAUUGCCUUGGACUGCACCAGACUGCCAUAAUUACUCUUAAGCAUACAUUAUGUGUUUUAUGAUUAUUUGACUGACAAGUCAACACUGCUAUCCCUACACCCUACAUCUGUGUAGCCAUUCUUUUCAUUUUCCAUUUCUGUUUACUGUUACACUAGUUUGAAGUGCCUCUCCCUUCCAUUCACCUGGUCCUUAACUCUUAUAACUUAAAUAAAUACGUGUAUAAGUCAUACUCAGCGUAAGGAUCGAUAGGGUGCCUAUUUGUGGUGGCACAUUUAUCUGUGUCCCUUCCUUCCAUUUUAUAAUGAGAACAGGUAUAUUUUUUCAGAUUGCUGUACCAUAAUUUUUAUAAUGUUUUGAAAAAAAUAUAUAUGCUGAGUUUCCUUUUUAGAAUACCCACAGAAUUAAUUAAGUUAUAUACUCUCCUCUUUUCAUUUUUGAGAUUUCAGACUAUUUUGUUAGGUUUUGAGUAGCAAAAAUGCACAGUUCAUUUCAGAUUGACUAGUUUUUCUGCCAUUUCUUUUCUUGACUGAAGUACAGACAAAAUGUUUGUACCUAAAGUUGUUUUUAUCUGAAGUUUGUAAUAAUGCCAAAGAUGUUAUAGACUGUUCAGCAAUGUGUUUUGUGCAUUAUAUUUGUUAGAGGUUAA